AUGGGAGUUGAAUGUGAAGUUUGGGUUAAUGAUUCCUUCUUUAAUGAAGUGAGUAUAAAAAAGUGGAUUCACUGGAAGAAUUCGAACAUAAUAUCAUGGGUCAAAAGUGACUGGGAAGCUGAUGAACAUUGUUAUUGGGCGAAAUGUGAAAGAAACAAAUCAGGCAAACUGUUUCAUGUAACAGAAAGAAUGAAAUGGCUAAAAUGUGAAGAGAGAAGCAGUAAGCAUUUUGCCAAAUGGAUGAAUUCGGCUAAUAUUAAGCAAUGUGUGCACAUAGAUAACCACCGGAAUAAGUGGACCGAGUGGCAAAAUAAUAAGAAGACGCUGUUUGAGAUAUGGGAAGAUUUCUUUAUUGACAAGAAAAAUGAAUUAUACCCCAUUAACAGCGUCUGUUAUGACGUAAUAAUAAGAGAAUAUGUUAUCAGGGAUGUAAAUAGAAGGGAUCACACUGAAGAUGUAGCUCAUUAUGGUUCACAUGACCGUCUCUACGUGCAUCUGGAGGGGGAAUAUUGCCGCAGAUAUAUAUAUAUAUAUGUAGAUAUAGAUGACACGAUAACCUUUUUUUAG
Plasmodium inui San Antonio 1 is the source of this 567-nucleotide messenger RNA. RefSeq lists its product as hypothetical. The record is from RefSeq and is a predicted model, not a curated record. The coding region runs from base 1 to 567 and encodes 188 amino acids. The transcript has 2 exons. NCBI's taxonomy places the organism in Eukaryota, Apicomplexa, Aconoidasida, Haemosporida, Plasmodiidae.